Messenger RNA from Williopsis jadinii, 2178 nucleotides. Its product is annotated as FabD/lysophospholipase-like protein. Lineage: Eukaryota; Fungi; Ascomycota; Saccharomycetes; Phaffomycetales; Wickerhamomycetaceae. The transcript has 2 exons. Gene Ontology annotation, cellular component: cytosol; extracellular region; intracellular membrane-bounded organelle. The record is from RefSeq and is a predicted model, not a curated record. The coding region runs from base 138 to 2129 and encodes 663 amino acids. Gene Ontology annotation, molecular function: A2-type glycerophospholipase activity. Gene Ontology annotation, biological process: glycerophospholipid catabolic process.
UCUGGUUUUUAACUAUUGUAGGCGCUACAUAUGCCCCUACAGCCGUGGAAUGUCCAAAUCAUCCUCUCUUGAGAUACGGACAGACAACGAGUGAAGAUGAGAGGCUGUACAUCACCAAUAGACAGACCUUGACAGAAAUGUCGUUACAGAAGUUUCUCAACAGGGUGAAAAUACCAGGUUUGGACGUUAAACGGUUUACACUAUCAACAUCAAAACCUUUGAACUUGGCCAUUGCAAUAUCAGGUGGAGGGUAUAGAGCGUCGUUAACAGCGUUGGGGUUUUUGACAGCUUUGGAUGAUAGAUCCAGUAGGUCUAUGGAUGAAGGCCAUCUUGGUGGUCUUUUGCAAUCGGCCUCGUAUAUCAGUUCGAUAUCUGGCGGCACUUGGACUUUGAUGUCACUUUCACUCAGUGAUUUCAUACCUUUGGUGAGGUUGCGUAACGAAUGGGAUAUCAACGAACCGUUGCUAGAAGGGGUUCCUAGUUUGAAGAUGAUGGAUGUCAGUAGGAACGAGAUCCAAGUACUCCCACCAGAAAUUCGUGCUGUUGACGACUCUGAGUUUUAUGACAAAUUGAACAACAAUCGUAAUAAAAGAGACUUUGGUACCACUGGGGAUGAGUCUUUUGAUGAUUUUUACGCAUAUAUGGAGCUCUUGCCAGAUCUUGAUGAAAGUUCACACUUGGUGGAGAGAGAUGAACUGAAAAAGGAUGACACUGACUGGUUAGAAACGUUCAAGACAUUCUUUAGGGACAUGUUCAAGAAGAAAGAGGAUGCAAAAACCGUCCAGAAUCUCCUCCCUGACGUUGAAUUUGCACCUGUACUCUCCUUUAAAAGUAUGAAAAAGAUUCUUAACUUCUACAAGAACCUUCAUGUUGAAGUCCGAGCCAAAAAAGCCGCUGGAUUUCCAGUCUCCUUCACGGAUUACUGGGGGAGGGCAUUAUCAAGACGAGUGUUUCCAAAGAGUGCAAGAGCACCUAAUACAACUUUAUCUGGAGUUAUAGAUCUUCCGUCAUUCAAAAGGUAUCAACAACCGUAUCCAGUGAUUAUAUCAAACCUUCGUGAACCAGGGAUCGAAACAACUAGUGUGAAUUCAAGUAUCUUUGAGUUUACGCCAUAUGAAUUUGGUUCUUGGGAUUCUCAAAUGUUCGUGAAGAUGAAAUACUUAGGGUCAUCAAUGUACGAUGGACGGCCGCUUAUCCACAUCAAUAACCGUUCAGUUUGCUAUGUUGGAUUUGACAAUGCGGGGUUCAUUACAGGAACAUCUUCUUCAUUGUUCAACAACGUUUUGAUCUACAUCUGGAACCUCGCUGCUUCUUCAACAAGGGACAACUUUAGAGCAAUCAAAGCAGUUCUAAACACGUUCGGUUUAACUUCAACGCAGGACACUGUUGAUCCAAAAAAGCACCCAGAUUAUGCAUUGUACUCUCCUAACCCGUUUUUCAGGUAUGGCGAUGCUAAACUGUCACCAAUUUACAAUUCGAAGCACCUGUUCAUGGUUGAUGGAGGUGAGGAUGGCCAGAAUAUACCAUAUCAACCAUUUUUACAGCCUGAUCGUCAAGUUGAUGUGAUUCUCUCCGUGGAUUCAACCUCAGAUACGGAAGGAUGGCCGAAUGGAACUAUAGUUGAAAAUACAUAUUUGAGAUAUAACGAUUCAGGUCAUACUACAACAACAAUCACAGUAAAUGGGAUGAUUAAAAACAUCAAUUUGUUUCCUGAGAUUCCAACACCAAGUGAAUUCGUUGCCCAAGGUUUGAACAAAAGACCAGUGUUUUUCGGCUGCCACCUUGAGAAAUACAGACAGAGAUACGACUCACUACCAAAGUCAAGAUAUGUGAAUUCAUUCUUGCCUCCCAUUGUUGGACUUUUCUCUAACAGUGAGUACUCAUAUUCCUCAAAUACAUCAACUUUUCGAGUUUCUUAUGACGAUGCUGAAAUGAGCAAGAUGAUACAAAAUGCCUAUAAUAUUGCCACCUAUGCCAAUUCCACCAUCGAUAGAGAUUAUCCACGUUGUAUCGGUUGUAUCUUGAUAAAGAGAGAAUUCGACAGAAAGGAGAGAAGUCUAAGCUUGUUGAAUAACAUGACACUCCCAGAGUUUUGUUACAACUGUUACUCAAAGUAUUGCUACAAUUAACUUCAGAGAAAUAUAAAAUUAACAUCAUUAUUUGAAGGAUAGUGGAAUU